Molecule: messenger RNA, 1329 nt
Organism: Colletotrichum graminicola M1.001
Lineage: Eukaryota; Fungi; Ascomycota; Sordariomycetes; Glomerellales; Glomerellaceae
Product: brix domain-containing protein
Exons: 2
Coding region: 1-1329 (442 amino acids)
Biological process (GO): rRNA processing; ribosomal large subunit assembly
Cellular component (GO): preribosome, large subunit precursor
Molecular function (GO): rRNA binding
Source: RefSeq, a predicted model, not a curated record
AUGGCGCGCAAAAGAGUCAAGAAGAGAACGCACGUUGGUGCCAACAACCCCGCUACCGUUGCCGAGAAUCAUGGCUCCAAGGACCCCAAGAGUAUGGUCAUCCGCAUCGGCGCGGGCGAGGUCGGCUCCAGCGUCAGUCAACUCGCUGCCGAUUUCCGAAAGGUCAUGGAGCCAGGAACUGCUGCCCGCCUGAAAGAACGCAGAGCAAACCGAUUGAAGGAUUACGUCGUCAUGACCGGCCCCCUCGGCGUCACUCAUCUCAUGCUCUUCUCCCGCUCCGAAAGCGGCAACACCAACCUGCGCGUUGCCCUCACGCCUCGCGGUCCGACGUUGAAUUUCCGAGUCGAGAAGUACUCCCUUUGCAAGGAUGUUCAGAAGGCCCAAAGACGCCCGAAAGGCAGCGGAAAGGAGCAGCUUGCGCCUCCAUUGCUGGUCAUGAACAAUUUCCACACGCCCGAUGCCGAUGCAACCUCCAAGGUUCCCAAACACCUGGAAUCUCUAGUGACCUCUGUAUGGUCCAGCGUCUUCCCACCCUUGAAUCCGAAUGCGACCCCCCUCAGCAAGAUCAAGCGAACGUUACUACUCAAUCGAGAGAACGACCCUGAAAAUGAAGGGUCUUUCAUCAUCAACCUGCGGCAUUACGCCAUCACCACACGCUCUACCGGCAUCUCGAGACCAUUACGCAGACUUGAGAAGGCCGAGAAGCUAUUAGCCUCAAAGACGAACGGAAAGGGUGGUAUACCGAACCUCGGAAAGCUUGAGGAUAUUGCCGAUUUCCUUCAAGGCGGGGAGAAUGGCGACGGAUAUCUCACGGACGCUACGAGUGGCAGCGAGAUCGAUAGCGACGCCGAGGUCGAGGUCAAGGAGCAGAAGGCCCAAAAGAUCAAGAAAAGCGCCGCUCCUGUUGACGACGAAGCCGCGGAUGAAGAUGACGCCGUCGAGAAGCGCGCCAUCAAGCUGGUUGAACUGGGACCGCGUAUGCGCCUGCGCUUGACCAAGGUUGAAGAAGGCCUGUGUGCUGGCAAGAUCAUGUGGCACGAGUACAUCCACAAGACCAAGGAGCAGGUCAAGGAGUUAGAGAAGCGCUGGGAGAAGAGGCAGCAGGAGAAGGAGGCCCGCAAGAAACAGCAAAAGGAAAACAUUGAGAAGAAGCGGAAAGCCAAAGCCGAGAAGGGCGAGGCUGCGGACGAUGACAGUGACGUAGAGAUGGACUAUGACGACGAGUUUGACAGCGAAGGUCUUGAGGGUGAUGCCGAGUACAAGGUCAAUGAGGGUAUGGAAGCCACUGGGGAAUGGGAAGACGAAGAAGACGAGAUUGUCAACGGUUGA